UUUUACUCUAGCAAUUUUUCGCUUUCCUAAUUAUUCCUCUUCCUCCCUCUUCGCUACCCGCCCUUUCCCUAUCCCUUACACUUCGAAGGAUCUCUAAUUCCCCCGAACCCUUUUACCCAACACAAAAAUGAACCCUCUGAAGAUUACUUUCGGCAUCGCCACCCUUGCCGCCGCCGUGUUCGCUCAGAACUACCAGACCACCGCACCCAUCGACGUCUACCCCACCACCGCUCCGGCCUACUCGGCUGCCUCGAUCCCCAGCUCGGUUGAGUCCGCUGUCACCACCGUUGUGGAGUCGACUCCGGUCGCCCCUGGCUACUCCGCCGUCCCCGUUCCGUCGUCGGUUGAGUCCAAGGUGACCUCCGCCUACGAGACCACCUCCGCUCCUGGCUACAGCACUGCUGAGGAGUCGUCUGCCGAGGAGUCGUCGGUCGAGUCUGAGGUGACCUCCGCUGAGGUGACCACCCCCGCCCCUGGCUACAGCACCGCCGCCCCGUCGUCGGUUGAGUCCGAGGUCACUACCGCCCACGAGACCACCCCGGUUGCCCCCACCAGCUCGGCCCCUGCCAAGUGCAUCCCCCGCCCGACCACCGCUGCCCCCCAGUACAGCACUGCUCCUGUCGAGACCACUCCUGCUCCGGGCUACACUACCGUCCCUGCUAAGACCACCCCCGCUCCGGGCUACAGCACCGUCGAGUCCGAGGUGACCACUGCCUACGAGACCACCACUGCUGAGGAGACCACCGCCUACGAGACCACUGUUGAGGAGACCACCGUCUACGAGACCACUGUUGAGGAGACUACCACUGAGCAGACCACUGAGGCCCCUGGCUACAGCACCGCCGAGGAGACCACCGUUGAGGAGACCACCGCCGAGCAGACCACUGAGGCCCCUGGCUACACCGCCGUCCCCGUCCCGUCUGAGGAGUCGACUGUCGAGUCCGAGGUCACCACCGCCUACGAGACCACCCCCGCUCCUGGCUACUCGACCGUCUACGCCUCGGUUCCUCCUAGCUACUAAGUGAUCUGUAAUGUGCGUCUGAACGCGACCUUGUAAUCGAGUUAUACCCGUUUCUUUUCAUUUUUCACAAGUAAUCAAAACAUACGAUAAAAAUUUUGAAAGGACCAAGUUUUCUUUGACAUGUGGGGAUACCUAUUUGCUGCAUAUGGCGGCCCCUGCACACAUGUACAUGCGCAUGUACCAGAAGCAAGUGCUCGAAUCGCCUGCCUUUGUUGUGAAGGCUACAUUCUGCUACAAAGCCACUGGUCUCUGGUAGAGACAACUCAUUGUCCAGUCGAACAUGGACAUGCAAUGCGGGCGAUAGAGGUCGGUCAUCUCCAUGUAAAACGGCCGCAGUCUGCGCCUCCUCACAUAGUUACAAUGGCAUGGACUGCUUCCCGAUAGCGCAGAUACGAGACAUGUACCAGGAAAUAAAAUUUGGCCGCUGCCAUGCCCCA
This is a messenger RNA of Linderina pennispora, 1458 nucleotides long. RefSeq lists its product as uncharacterized. NCBI's taxonomy places the organism in Eukaryota, Fungi, Kickxellomycota, Kickxellomycetes, Kickxellales, Kickxellaceae. The coding region runs from base 128 to 1021 and encodes 297 amino acids. The transcript has 2 exons. The record is from RefSeq and is a predicted model, not a curated record.